CGGCGGGGGGCGGGGCAGGGCGCCGCGGGCCCUGCUCCGACGGACUGCCUAUAUAGCAGACCGGCCGCGGGGCCACGAGAAUAUUGUCGGUUGGAGUCUGGUAGAGAUCACGUGCAACUGCUCUGAAGAAUUGUGAGUCUACACUUCGGUUUAGGUCACUCAAAGUCGUUCAAGAUGGCCACGAAUAAAACCGUUCUGGACAGGUAUCUGAAUCUGCCAGUGCCUGACAACACCACUCAGUGCAUGUAUAUCUGGAUCGACGGCAGCGGAGAAAAUGUGCGCGCCAAGACCAAGACGGUCAAUUUCAACCCCAAGUCGCCCAGCGAGCUGCCGAUCUGGAACUUUGACGGCUCGUCGACCGGUCAGGCGGAGGGCAGCAACUCGGACGUCUAUCUGCACCCGGUGGCGCUCUACCGGGACCCCUUCCGCCUCGGAAACCACAAGCUGGUGCUGUGUGAGACCUACAAGCACAACCACAAGCCGGCCGACACCAACCACCGUCACACCUGCAAGGAAGUGAUGGACAAAGCCGCCGACCAGCACCCGUGGUUCGGUAUGGAGCAGGAGUACACCCUGCUCGACUCGGACCAGCACCCGUUCGGCUGGCCCAAGAACGGCUUCCCGGGGCCGCAGGGACCCUACUACUGCGGCGUGGGCGCCUCCAAGGUGUAUGGCCGUGACGUGGUGGAGAGCCACUACCGCGCCUGCCUGUACGCCGGCGUCAUGAUCGCCGGCACCAACGCCGAGGUCAUGCCGUCCCAGUGGGAGUUCCAGGUCGGUCCGGCCGAGGGCAUCCGGAUGGGUGACGACCUCUGGAUGGGCCGCUUCCUGCUGCACCGCGUCGCCGAGGACUUCGGCAUCUCGGUCUCGCUGGACCCGAAGCCGAUUCCUGGCGACUGGAACGGCGCCGGCUGCCACACUAACUUCAGCACGGUGGCGAUGCGCGAGAAGGGCGGCAUCACGCACAUCGAGAAGGCCAUCGAGCGGCUGGCGGGCAACCACCAGCACCACAUCUGCAUGUACGACCCGAACGGAGGGCGUGACAACGAGCGCCGCCUCACGGGUCUGCACGAGACGUCCAGUAUCCACGACUUCUCUGCGGGCGUGGCGAACCGCGGCGCCAGCAUCCGGAUCCCGCGUCAGGUGGCCGAGGAGGGCCAGGGCUACCUGGAGGACCGGCGGCCCAGCUCCAACUGCGACCCGUACCGGGUCACAGAGGCCGUCGUGCGCACCAUCUGCCUGGAUGCGUGAGCGCCGGGAUCACUGCUGUGAUCGCUCCGUGACGGGUCGCUGGCGAUCGCCGAAAAACGGGGGAGGUAAAGACCAAUAUCCUCGAACAAUUUGUUUGUUCGUUUGAUGUAUUUGUGGCUGUUUUUAAUGAGGCUAUACUUGUAGGAAAGCACAGUCUUUGAAGGAAUCUCUUGAUUUACCCUUUCGAUGGUGUAAGGAUAUUACUGGGCGGUAUGACCGAUGUUUGUAGAUUAUGUAGAUAGCCGUGUAUAAAUGAUUGAAAUGUAUCAUGCCCGAUGUGUUAUGUGAGUGCUGAAAGAAUCUCGUCAAGAAAGAUACUUCAGUUCUUUUCCCGUAUUAUUGAAUCCGAUACAUCUGUGAUGUGAUUAGCAGACAUGUUUUGAUGCUCGGGAUCGUGGACUAGAAUAUGCUCACUGUUAUCUUACUUUUUGGGGGUCAGUUGCGCCUAUCUUUUUAUCGGGUUUCCUAUCUUCAAGCAUAUGUCGAUCACCGUGAUCCCCAAUUGCCCACGAUGUCAUCAGUAUAAACGAUGCCUUAAUGAACAUGCUGCGUUGUAUGGAUGCCUGAGAGUCGGUUAGUCUGUUUUAACUAACCGCUUUAGUUGUAUCUGAAAUCGUGUGUACGAGAAUAGUGUCAUCUCAUUUUGCCAGUGUCCGUAUUACGUAUGCAAAUACAUCCCUGUACAUUGUAUGUACAGUACAACCCGUU
This is a messenger RNA of Amphibalanus amphitrite, 1959 nucleotides long. Its product is annotated as glutamine synthetase-like. Gene Ontology annotation, molecular function: glutamine synthetase activity. The transcript has 4 exons. The record is from RefSeq and is a predicted model, not a curated record. Bases 175 to 1251 code for a protein of 358 amino acids. Gene Ontology annotation, cellular component: cytoplasm. NCBI's taxonomy places the organism in Eukaryota, Metazoa, Arthropoda, Thecostraca, Balanomorpha, Balanidae.